UGUUUGUGUAUAUUUAUUGAUUAUUUUCUUUGUUGUGUUUGCAGGCACAGCUUUGUCGUUGUGACAUUUUGAUAAACACUAAUUUUAGAUAAACGAUUAUUUCGCAGUGUUGCGUAUAGCAAUAUUUUGUAAAUAAAUAUGAAUAGUGGCGACUUAGAGUCUUGCUUUUCUACAAUUAUUCCUAGAGUUGAGUUUCUCAAUGUACAAGAUCAAUAUUCCUAUAAUGACGACCUAAUUUGUAAAUAUUACCUAACAGACUAUGAGGUGCAAGAAGGAGAUAGAGUUGCUAUAUUUAGACUGGGGUGGCAGUACAUAAAAGAUUAUAUUUUGUUUGAGUGGGCCCCCAAAGACAGCGAGGCCAAUCUCGUAGUAUUUAACAAACCAUGCCUUCCAAAGAACACCUCCGAAAUUUAUCAGUUUUGUUUCAUAUCCGGGGAAAAUAACGUGCUCGGCGCCAGCGAACCCUUCCAAUUCUCCGAAAAAACCAAAAAUUACCAAUCGCUGUUCAGAUCGUCCGUACUCAAGCUAGACAGUUCGAUGCAGGACGAUUACAAAUCUUUAAGCAACGCCUCGCCAUCCUCCCUCAAUAAUAUACCCGACGUGAUCGAGCGCGAUCGCGAGAUGCUUCGAUUGAGGGAGGAGAACGAAUUUUUACGAAAC
This is a messenger RNA of Photinus pyralis (common eastern firefly), 660 nucleotides long. RefSeq names its product calcium-binding and coiled-coil domain-containing protein 2-like. The transcript has 3 exons. NCBI's taxonomy places the organism in Eukaryota, Metazoa, Arthropoda, Insecta, Coleoptera, Lampyridae. The record is from RefSeq and is a predicted model, not a curated record. The annotation marks the transcript as partial.